AUGUCCAAGUACGCCAAAAGCCAGCCCGUCGGCUUCAAAAAUGCCAUCGAGAGAAUCGCCAUUGUCGGUGCCGGAGGCACCAUUGGAUCGCACAUUACUGCUGCCCUCCUGAAAACCGGGAAACACACCGUCACGGCAGUCUCCCGCAAAGGCAGCAGCAACAAACUCCCCAAGGGCGUCCUCGUCGCCCCAGUUGACUACAACGACGAGGCCAGCAUUAUUGACGCCCUGAAGGACCAGCAAUUCUUUAUCAUCACUAUGGCCCCCACCGCACCCCGGGACACACACAGCAAGCUCGUCCAGGCAGCUGCCAAGGCUGGUGUCCCCUACAUCAUGCCCAACGCGUAUGGCGGCGACAUUGACAACAUCAAACUUGGGGAGGAAACGAUGCUGGGGCCCGUAGGCAAGGCCAACAGGGACGAGAUUGAGAGACUUGGCAUGCAGUGGAUCACUAUCUGUUGUGGGUUUUGGUACGAUUACAGCCUGGCAGGCGGCGAGGCGCGUUUUGGGUUCGACUUUGACAAGCGUUCCCUGACAAUCUAUGACGACGGCAACACUAAGAACUCAACCUCGACGUUGUCGCAAGUUGGGCGGGCCGUGGCCAAAGUGCUGAGCCUCAAGGAGCUCCCCAAUGACGAAAGCGACAAAAGUCUUACUCUAUCGGGGUUCCUCAACAGGGGCGUGUACAUCAAGAGCUUCGUGCUCAGCCAAAACGACAUGUUUGAGAGCGUUAAGCGCGUUACGGGUACCACUGAUGCUGACUGGAAGGUUACCCACGAGGCCAGCAAGAAGCGAUAUGAGGAUGGCCUGGCGCAAGUUAGAGGUGGUAACAUGGCGGGUUUUGGCAAGUUGCUCUAUGCCAGGACGUUUUACCCGGAUGAUUCGAGUGAGUUCUCGGCCAAGGCGCAGAAUGAGCUUCUUGGAUUGCCAGAGGAGAGCCUGGAUGAGGCUACUAAGGCUGGGGUGGAUAUGGUCAAGGACCUGCAGCUUCGUGUCGAGCGUAUGGCGGCCUAG
Penicillium robsamsonii is the source of this 1014-nucleotide messenger RNA. RefSeq names its product aromatic alcohol reductase. Lineage: Eukaryota; Fungi; Ascomycota; Eurotiomycetes; Eurotiales; Aspergillaceae. The record is from RefSeq and is a predicted model, not a curated record. Bases 1 to 1014 code for a protein of 337 amino acids. Gene Ontology annotation, molecular function: oxidoreductase activity. The transcript has 2 exons.